Helobdella robusta is the source of this 699-nucleotide messenger RNA. RefSeq lists its product as hypothetical. Lineage: Eukaryota; Metazoa; Annelida; Clitellata; Rhynchobdellida; Glossiphoniidae. The transcript has 5 exons. The record is from RefSeq and is a predicted model, not a curated record. Bases 1 to 699 code for a protein of 232 amino acids.
AUGGAUGCGGUGCAUGAUAACUCAUUCGAUCAGACUGGCGUCGCAUUCUGCAGUAGCCACCGCUACCCCAGCCAUUUUUUUUCUUACUACCACUACUUUUCUGGCCAACUACAUCUUCUGUAUUUACUGUUUUUUCCUGACAACAACAACUUCGGCAACAUCAACAACUACUACAACAUCAACAACAAAAUCGCCUGCUACAUCUACAACAACAACAACGUCGACUGCAACAUCUUCAUUAUCAUCAUCAGCAGCAGCAGCAGCGGCCGCAACUACAACAGCAGCAAAGACGAUGCUAUCCAUGAUACUACCUCUGAUACUGCCGUUGAUGUAUCUUCUAGUGUUACUACUACUACUACUACUACCACUGAUGCUGCUGCUGUAGCUACUACUAUUACCACUACUACUACUACUAAUUUUACUACUACAGCUGCUACUACCACUGCUGCUACUUUUUCUAGUGACAUUUUGGCGCGGAAAAAACGCUCGCCAAUGAAGAGAGAUCUGGCCGAGCAAAUAAAGGAUGAUGGCUCAAUAGUGUGUACUGAAAAUAUCGGUUCGCCAUAUGAAGAACAAACAUCGAACUACAAAAAAAUAAAAAUAAUCAUAAACAACAACAACAACCAUAUCAACAGCAACAUCAUUAUCAUCAUCAACAACAACAACAUCAACGACAACAUCAACGACAACAACAACUAA